CUCCGCUUUUCCGCAAGUAUAGUACUCAGCGCGGUUACGGUCCAGUAAAUUGUGAAUCAAUUGCAUUUGUUUAUCAUAAAUCGCUGACGAAUUUAAAGGGAAGAAAGGCAGCAACAAAAAAAAAAAAAAACAACAAUGUGGACCAUAAAAUAUGCAAUCGUGCUAAUUGUUGUUAUAUGUGAAACAACUGCGCAUCGUUGGAUGGCCUAUCAAGUGCCAACAAAUAACGCUUGUCAAACCCCACUUGGCGAUUGGGGGAUGUGCGUCUCAUUGAAAUACUGCCAGGAAGUCUUGAGAUUGUACGAAAAACUGUCUGUAGAUCAAGCGACCAGAUAUUCGAAGGCGCUACGCAAUAUUUGCUAUAAUCGUGUGACUCACGACAACUACCCGAUUCUUUGCUGCACUCGCCCAAUCUUCGAAGAUACAAAUCAAAACGAUAAUCAUAUUCUUCCCACCACAACGAUGCCAACGUCAGCAGAUGAACACCAGCCGACAAUAAAAACUACGAGUACAACAACAGUUGCCUCUCAAACGAAUAGCGAUGAUGAACGUUCAGCGUCGAAUGACAAAAACUCGCCACCGGAAACUUGUCGAGUGCCACACGAUGGCAGCGAUGGCACCUGCAAACCAUUUCAAACUUGCACCGAACUAUUCACACGCGCACAACAAAAUCCCACCGAUAAGGAAUUUCGCAGGCAAUUGGAAUUGUCGAAUGCUAUCUGCUUUAGCAUCGGCACGAAUAUUUGUUGUCCGGUGGCGGAGAAAAAAACGGUGCAACGUUCAAAUGAUGCCGCAUGGCAUUUGCCAUCCGAAGACGAAGGCUGUGGCCUGACGCAUCUUUCAACAUUGAAAGUUGUAGGCGGUGGUAAUAGCAGCAUUGGAUCUUGGCCAUGGAUGGCUCUAAUCGGCUAUGAUCGAUAUAGCUUAUCGCCAUUUCGCUGUGGUGGCGCAUUGAUAACAGCACGACACGUACUGACCGCAGCUCACUGCAUUUUGAGAGACUUAUCAUUUGUACGCUUAGGCGAAUAUGAUUUGAGCACCGAAAGGGAAACCCAACAUUUGGACAUCGAUGUAGUGAAGUCAGUUCGUCAUCCAAAUUUCGGUGGCAGAGAUCGCCGCUAUGACAUUGCUGUCUUAUAUCUGGAGAAAAAUGUUGAUUUUACAGAUUUCAUUUGCCCCAUUUGCUUACCCACAUCACAGCAGUUGCGCAGUAAAUCCUACAUAGGCUAUCAUCCCUUUGUAGCCGGUUGGGGACGUGUCAUGGAAGGAGGGCGCUCAUCAAAUAUACUGCAAGAACUACAAAUUGAAGUUAUGGAUAAUUCUGUUUGUCGACGUAGCUAUGAAGCGAACAAAAGGCUUGUAUCCAAUCAACAGUUUGACGAUACGGUGGUAUGUGCCGGCGAUUUAGGUGGCGGACGUGAUACGUGUGGCGGUGAUUCGGGUGGACCGCUAAUGGUGGCGGAGCCAUAUAAAGGCGUGACACGCUUCUAUGCACUCGGCGUGGUCUCAUACGGCAUUGGUUGCGGGCGCAUUGGCAUACCAGGCGUUUAUACAAAUACACAACAGUACAUAGAUUGGAUAUUGGAGAUGCUGGCGCAGACUUUCCUUAAGUGGCAAUUUCGAAAUUGCUAUAAGAUGAGAACUUCUAUAGCUCUAUUGGCAUUUGCUUUUGCCAUACUGCCAGCGGUUUACUCACAAGGCCAGUAUAACUGCGUCACACCGGAAAACUACUACGGUUUUUGCGUGCAACUACAAUAUUGUCCACAAAUAGCGAAUGUAUUCAACGUACGCAAUCGCAAUCAAGCCGAACGCUAUGUUAUAGCAUCUCAGCGUUCUUGUGGCACACGCAGUGUUAACGGCAAUCCACUGGUUUGCUGCUCACGGCCAGUUAAUCCAGCGCCGCAGCCACAGCCGCAGCCGCAGCCACAGCCGCAGCCGCAGCCACAACCACAACCGCAGCCACAACCACAACCGCAGCCACAGCCUAUUACGGAACGACUGACAAAUCCUUUCCUACCCACCGUACCUUCAACUACUUCGGCACCAGUUAUAAUACAACCGAGACCAGCAACCAAUCAACCACUUCAGAUCUCAACUUCUCGUCCCACAGCAACAACGAGUACAACAGAGGCGCCAAGAGAAGUUGUAGAUCGUGCAUCUGGACAGGAAUGUGUUGAUCCAAGAUUACGACGCGGUGUUUGUACUGCCAUCUCCAGUUGCCCACAAUUGAUUACAGAACUCUAUGCGAAAUCGAAUGAUCCUGAAUUUGCUGAUUAUUUACGUGCCUCAAAUCGCAAUUGUGGCGGUGCUGGUUCUGUUGCUUGCUGUCCGACAACAGACAAAGCCGUCACAAAUGCGCCAGUGAUAAUACACAAUUCUGACGAGGUGCCAACACGUCCACUAACUUUGGAGGAGGGUUGCGGUCAUACAUCGAAUUCUUAUAAGAAAAUUGUUGGUGGAGAAGUGAGUAAGAAGGGUGCAUGGCCAUGGGCAGCACUGCUAGCCUAUCCAGAUGGUUCUUCAGCUUCACCAUUCAAAUGUGGCGGCACGCUGGUGACAGCACGACAUGUGAUUACCGCCGCACAUUGCAUACGGAAUGAUCUCGCCUAUGUACGUUUGGGUGAACACGAUUUGAGUACCGACACGGAGACGCGACACGAGGAUAUAAAUAUUGUGCGGAAAGAAGCACAUCCACAGUACAACAGACGUAAUGGCAAGUCGGAUGUGGCUUUACUUUGGCUCGAACGCAACGUACAGUUCCGCGACACCAUUUCACCAAUCUGUCUCCCCACUACACAAUCGCUUCGCACAAAAUCCUACGUAAAUUAUACACCUUUCGUUGUGGGCUGGGGCAAAACCAUGGAGGGUGGUAUUUCGGCGACCGUCUUGCAGGAGUUGCAAAUACCGAUUUUCAAAAAUGAUGUCUGCGAAAAUAGCUACCGUCGCAUCAAUCGCCUAGUAUCGCAGGAUCAAUUCGAUUCAGGUGUACUAUGCGCAGGCGUGCUCUCUGGCGGCAAAGAUACAUGCCAAGGUGACUCUGGUGGGCCAUUGAUGAUACCAGAGUCUUAUAAAGGUGACUUCCGCUACUAUUUGAUCGGUGUAGUCUCGUAUGGUGUGGGUUGUGCGCGACCAGAAGUGCCUGGUGUAUACUCGAGUGUGCAACACUAUGUCGAUUGGAUAUUGGAGAAGAUUGCUGAUACAACAUGAGAUUUAAAUUAUUAUUAUUUUUUUUUAAAUAUUUAUUUAAGUUAUUAUAUUUUUGGUUUUAAUUUCGAAAUGCCUAAAUGUGCUAAUGGUUUUUAAAUGAGUAAGAAGUCAUACUUUAAUUCUUUUUUAAUA
This is a messenger RNA of Rhagoletis pomonella (apple maggot), 3339 nucleotides long. RefSeq lists its product as uncharacterized. Gene Ontology annotation, biological process: proteolysis. The coding region runs from base 136 to 3207 and encodes 1023 amino acids. The record is from RefSeq and is a predicted model, not a curated record. Gene Ontology annotation, molecular function: serine-type endopeptidase activity. Lineage: Eukaryota; Metazoa; Arthropoda; Insecta; Diptera; Tephritidae. The transcript is spliced from 16 exons.